CUCGCCUGCCCACGUGCGCGCCCCCGACCGCAGGCGCGCCGCGGCGGGCGGGCGGGAAAGCGCGCGGGAAGCCCCCGGCCGGCUCGCGGAGUGGGGGAGGGGGGCCAGGAGGCGUCUGGAACGUGCCAUUCUCGGAGAGAACGGGGGGGCCCUCGGGCUGCGGUCGCGUUUCUACCCCUCUGAGUCGCCGAUCGAUCCGUUAGCUCCCCCCGUCCCUCGGCCCGCGAUCCGGAGCCCCGCGCCGCGGCCACGCUCGCUCCUCUCAGCCUGGCCCGGCCCUAGAAUCCAGCUCCGGCCUGAGCUGUCCCUUCCGCCGCCGGAGUGGGGCGCUGCGUCGCGCGCUGGGGCCGGAAAUUCCCGCGGCCUGAGUGGAAGAAGCGAAGCGGAGAGCGCGGCGCCGCCUCCCACCUCCCCCGGCCGGGCGGGGGCGUUGGGCCCAGCGAGGGCCGGGCCGCCUGAGUGGCGGCAGGGGGGCCGCGUCCGAGGAGCCGCGGAGCGGGCGGCGGGCGGGGAGCCUCGGCGGCCGGGAACCGGACGACGCGGCCGCUCGUCGCGAGCUGCUCGCGAGCUGGGAGACCCUGCGCCCCCGCUCCCGGGCCCCGCCCCCUCGCGGUCCCCGCCUCCUCGCCUCACACACCCCCGGGCCGCCGGAGCCCAGGCCUUGCCGGCGCUCCUCCUCUUUCUCUUUACACUCUGCCCGCGACCCGGGUCCUCCUGCCGUCCGCCGGCCUUGCUCCCUCCGGGCCGAGUGCUGGUUCUCAGGCGCUGCUUACCGCUCACGCCGGCUCUCGGGGCCGCCCGCUCCUCUCGGCCCUCCUUCUCCCUGCCUCGCCAACGCCGCCGCCGGAGGAGGAUUGAUGUCCCUUCAGCAUCAUGCAGCCGCCGCCGAGGAAGGUGAAAGUUACACAAGAACUGAAAAACAUUCAAGUUGAGCAGAUGACAAAACUUCAAGCCAAACAUCAAGCAGAAUGUGAUUUGCUUGAAGAUAUGAGGACAUUCAGUCAGAAGAAGGCUGCUAUUGAAAGAGAGUAUGCACAGGGUAUCCAGAAGUUGGCUAGUCAGUAUCUGAAGAGAGAUUGGCCCGGAAUAAAAACUGAUGAUCGGAGUGAUUACAGGAGCAUGUAUCCUGUUUGGAAAUCUUUUCUCGAGGGAACAAUGCAGGUAGCCCAGUCUCGGAUCAAUAUAUGUGAAAACUAUAAAAACUUCAUUUCUGAGCCUGCAAGGACAGUGAGAAGCUUAAAAGAACAGCAACUAAAAAGGUGUGUGGACCAGUUGACAAAGAUCCAGACUGAAUUACAAGAGACAGUGAAAGAUUUAGCUAAAGGCAAAAAGAAGUACUUUGAGACCGAACAGAUGGCUCAUGCAGUACGAGAGAAAGCUGACAUCGAGGCAAAAUCUAAACUUAGUCUUUUUCAAUCAAGAAUCAGUUUACAGAAGGCAAGUGUAAAGUUAAAAGCCCGGCGAUCUGAGUGUAAUUCCAAAGCUACCCACGCGAGGAAUGAUUAUCUUCUUACACUGGCAGCAGCAAAUGCACACCAGGAUCGCUACUAUCAGACAGACUUAGUUAACAUUAUGAAGGCUCUUGAUGGAAAUGUGUAUGACCACCUCAAGGAUUAUUUAAUAGCCUUCAGCCGGACCGAGCUAGAGACAUGCCAAGCUGUGCAGAACACAUUCCAGUUUUUAUUAGAAACCUCCAGCAAGGUGGUACGAGACUAUAAUCUUCAGCUGUUUUUACGAGAGAAUGCUGUAUUCCACAAACCCCAGCCCUUCCAGUUCCAGCCUUGUGACAGUGACACUAGUUUAAAAGCUGCCCAACUGGUGGAUAUUGAGCUCUCCCCUGUCAGUGCUCUGAGAAUGACCAUAGCUGAGAGCCGACAGUUGGAAUCGGAAACUGGGACCACCGAGGAGCACAGUCUAAACAAGGAGGCUCGGAAAUGGGCCACCCGUGUGGCACGAGAGCACAAAAAUAUUGUUCACCAGCAACGGGUUCUAGAUGAUCUGGAAUGUCAUGGAGUUGCAGCGUCAGAACAAAGCCGAACAGAGUUGGAACAGAAAAUAGAUGAAGCUAGAGAGAAUAUUCGUAAAGCAGAGAUAAUUAAGUUGAAAGCUGAAGCCCGGCUGGACUUGCUCAAGCAGAUUGGCGUUUCUGUGGACACGUGGCUGAAGAGUGCCAUGAACCAAGUGAUGGAGGAACUGGAAAACGAGCGAUGGGCCCGCCUUCCCGCAGGGACCAGUAAUGGAGCCUUACAUUCACUUAAUACAGAUACUGAAAAAGAAGAAGGAGAAGAGUUUGAAGACAAUAUGGAUGUUUUUGAUGACAGCAGUUCCAGCCCUUCUGGCACCUUAAGAAAUUAUCCACUCACCUGCAAAGUUGUUUAUUCUUACAAGGCUUCUCAACCAGAUGAGUUGACCAUUGAGGAGCAUGAGGUGUUAGAAGUGAUUGAAGAUGGAGAUAUGGAAGACUGGGUAAAGGCUCGAAAUAAAGUUGGCCAAGUGGGUUACGUGCCGGAGAAGUACCUCCAGUUCCCCACCUCCAGCAGUCUGCUGAGCAUGCUGCAGUCCCUGGCCGCCCUGGACAGCCGCUCCCACACGUCCAGCAAUUCCACGGAGGCCGAACUCGUUUCCGGCAGCCUCAACGGAGAUGCCAGUGUCUGUUUCGUGAAAGCACUUUAUGACUACGAGGGCCAGACAGACGAUGAAUUAUCGUUUCCUGAGGGAGCGAUCAUCCGCAUCUUGAACAAAGAAAACCAGGACGAUGAUGGCUUCUGGGAAGGAGAAUUCGGUGGGCGGAUUGGAGUUUUCCCGUCGGUGCUGGUGGAAGAACUCUCAGCCUCAGAAAAUGGUGACGCUCCCUGGAUGAGAGAGAUUCAGAUCUCUCCUUCCCCCAAGCCGCCGGGCUCCCUGCCUCCACUGCCGCUGUAUGACCAGCCUCCCGGCAGCCCCUACCCCAGCCCAGAUAAGAGGAGCUCCCAGUACCUCCCCCGCUCUCCCUCAGCAAAUGAAAACAGCUUCCAUGCCGAAUCGCCAGGAUUUUCGCAGGCAUCCAGGCAGACGCCUGAGACCUCAUAUGGCAAACUGCGACCUAUACGUUGGAAGUUUUCUGGUUCUCCAAGCAAGAACCUGAGUCAGGAGUUUUGCCUGUCAUCCAGAACAAUAGGUCCUUCUCAGGGUGAGAAAGCAUGAACGUUAAGUUGAAAGCACAUGCGCAGAGCGUUUCUGGGAGCCCUGGGGUGCCCGUGUCCUGGGAUGAAUGAUGGGUUGGGGUUUGGCUGCUCCAGGCACUGAAUCGGGAAGCUGACUGACAGUCGUGUGAUGGUUUCCUGCUCAGGUCCGGGCAGCUCCCCCUCCGCCCACGCAGAACCACCGAAGGCCGGCAGAGAGGAUCGAGGACGUGGAAGUCACGCUGGUGUGAUGGCGUGCAGUCCAGGCCAGGCUCGGAGUCGGGCCAGUCUUACUUUUCAGGCACCUUUGCAUGAUGACGACGUGAGCAGAGCAAGGACAAGGAUCAUACGUGACUGGCUGGCCUGGUGGACUCCUCCCACGUUUUGAAUAUGUUGUGCCUUUCUUGGUUGUCAUCUUCUGUGUCAUCUCUCCGACCACAGCACAAAUCUUAGCAGGCCCUAGAGGCAGAGAGGGGGCAGCCCUCGUGCCUAACAGUGGCCUGUUUUUAUAUGAGACUCGAGACCAGGCCUCAUUCAGGGCCCAGUCACAGAGAUACUGACCGUGUACUCUCGUACAGUAUAUUACUGUGGCCACAGGGAUGUGGCAAAGAUUCUCAUCUUUCUUCAAGUGGCUUUUGCUCGUCUGGUUGAGUUUAAUCAGACCGUGUUGGCGGCAUAAGGAAGCAAAAGGAGGGGUUUCAGGAGAGGCUGGCUCCUCCCCCAGUUAGUCCUCAGACUAAGAACGUGAGACCUGCUGCAAAGACGUGGACUGCCCUGCGCUUAGCGCCGUUGCAUUAACGCGCACCUCUCCCACAACUAACCGAUUCAAAACCGUAACAGUGUCCUUUGUCUGGAUGUUUAUGCCGUUCAUCUAGUAUUAGUGGAGCUAACACGGAGGGCUGGCCUGGUGGCCAAAUCUCGUCCAUCACAUAGAUAAAUAGAAAGGAGGCUGCGGCUAAAGUGGAAAUGGAGCUUCCAGAUCUUGAAACGAGCCGAUUUAAUGUUCUGUUUCUAUUUGGGUAUUUUUCAUCUUAAUUUUUGCAGCAUAUACUCUUCUGACCAGUAUCCUUAGAACCUGAAUGUCUAGAUAAACUGGGGACACACACUUGCCUUGUUGAGCUUCUCUGCUCGGGAGGCCCGUAGCAUUAUUUUCUUCCCAAGCCAGUCAGCUGGCCCAGACCAGCGGCCACCCACUGCAUAAAAUGCAGCUUCCCAGGUCCACCAACCUGACCUUUCCCUGAGAGGAAGAACCUGAGGCUCAUGGAGGAAACCAGCUUCCUGUGCCGAAGAACGUGAGCGUCACACACCCUGCACAGGUGCCCACCCACGAGGACAAGCGACCCAGGAGCCGCCUUCCCUGCGGGCGGAUGGGCGGGCAGGCGACCCGGCACCCCGUGCCCAGGCAUCCCGGUGUGAGCCCCUGGUGGCCCUCCCCUCCCAGGGAAGGUGGGAGCGCCCUGCUGAGGGACUAAGGGAUGUUUGCCAGUUGCUUUGUCUUUUUUCUUUCUUUCUUUUUUUUUUUAAAGAAAUCAGAUUUGCAGAAUUUAAUCCAAAAGUUGUCUUAACGCUUUGAAAAUUCCAUCCCUCCUAAGAAUCUUUAAACACUUGAAAUGCUCGCCAAAUGUCCCCAUGGGAUUUUUGACCAAAAGUAAGGUCAUAGCUGAGGAAAUUUUCAGUUACUCAUUUGAUCAGUGACAAUAUUCAUCGAUAAUCUUCUCUGUGAUUUGAGGAUUUUUGUUUCAGUUUUUUGCAUUUCUUAACCUGUUGAUCUAUUUGAGGUCUUUUUGUGUUUAUCAAACUUAUUCUUAAGUUUAAAAAAGAAACUGAAAGAGUGGCUUUUUUUUAAGAUUUUAAAGUUCGUUGACAAGUUAAAAAGCCUUUAGAGCACUUUAAAAAUCUUCAGAGUGCUCAGGUCGGGCCACUCCUGCUACCCAGUCUUGUAUUCUCUCUUUAGCUAGCAAAGUUGUCCUCGAACCUGGGUUUUCCACAUUCUCCGAGGGUUAUUUGAAAUCUUUGGUUAUAUUUUAAAAUAUUUUUUGGAAGAGCUGCUAAUUUUAUUUAAAAGAAAAAUACAAAGUUGUAAAAAUAUGCCUCCUUUUUAAAAAGCACCCCUCCCUCCAGGACAUGUAAUCCAGAGUCACAGGGCUGGGCUCAGAGGGAGCAUCUCUGUGCCGAUGUGCUUUCUUUACAGUGGCUGUAAAAACUUUGUAUUUAUUAUGUAUAAAAUGUUGGAUAAUAAAAAAUGGAAUUAA
This is a messenger RNA of Sus scrofa (pig), 5413 nucleotides long. The record is from RefSeq and is a predicted model, not a curated record. NCBI's taxonomy places the organism in Eukaryota, Metazoa, Chordata, Mammalia, Artiodactyla, Suidae.